AUGCUCACUGUUAUUGCCCGCCGUGUCCCACUUACCCGGCUCGUCCUCUCAAGAGGUUACACCUCAAGUGUCAAAGAAGGCAGUGUUGCUCAGAGCAAGGGGUUCUCCAAAAAGGAGAAAGCUCACGAAGAUGAGUACGCUCGUAGACACGAGGCGGAGUUGCUGCGCAAACUGAAAGCUGAGAUCGAGGCGAAGAAGGAGGAGCUUGCCAGGCUUCAGGAGAAGCAUGACGAGGUCAACUCAAAGCAGUAA
Molecule: messenger RNA, 252 nt
Organism: Suillus subalutaceus
Lineage: Eukaryota; Fungi; Basidiomycota; Agaricomycetes; Boletales; Suillaceae
Exons: 5
Coding region: 1-252 (83 amino acids)
Biological process (GO): negative regulation of ATP-dependent activity
Cellular component (GO): mitochondrion
Molecular function (GO): ATPase inhibitor activity
Source: RefSeq, a predicted model, not a curated record